Molecule: messenger RNA, 1951 nt
Organism: Nelumbo nucifera (sacred lotus)
Lineage: Eukaryota; Viridiplantae; Streptophyta; Magnoliopsida; Proteales; Nelumbonaceae
Molecular function (GO): DNA binding; DNA-binding transcription factor activity
Source: RefSeq, a predicted model, not a curated record
AACUUGAAUUCCACGGCUGGUUGAAAAAAUGGGACAAUUACAUUGAAAUACAUACACCAAUGACUACCUAACAGUAACUCUCUCUCUCUCUCUCUCUUCUUCUUCUUCUUCUUCUUCUCUCUCUCUCAACUGAUCAUUUGUUCAAGGAUCGUUUCUUUCUUUGCUUGGGUGGGAAAUCCAGGAACCAACAUGUGAGCUCAUGUUAGAAUCUGAUUUUACCGGCUAUCUGCUUGAAAACCUGGACCGAGGAAGAAAUGAGGUGCCUGCAGCAGCAUAAUCAAUGAACGAAUAAGCACACAAUGAGCAGCAGAGCGAGACUCAGAAACUUCAUGCGUUUAGCAAGCAAUGACAUAAACAUCAAAGUAGCAACCAUAGAAGAAUAUCAGUAUUGGGGAGUUGCAUAAAGGAGAGACAAUCGAUAUGAUUGAGAGAGUGGAGAUCCAUGAAGGAGAAAGCACGUCUCCAUUGUCCUCCCAAAAGUGUUCAUCUUUUGACUUGAAUGAAGAAGCCACCAGUGAGGAGGAUGAUAGUACGGCGGAGGUGGCCACUGUUACUUCUGAACUGGGGAAUGGGACGGUGGCGACUGCGGCGGGGGAUGACUCCACAGAUAAAAACAGCACCACAGAGGACGGUGAACGAACAACUACGGUGAGGCAAUAUGUUCGAUCAAAAAUGCCUCGGCUCCGUUGGACUCCUGAUCUCCAUCUCUCUUUUGUGCAUGCUGUUGAAAAGCUUGGUGGGCAAGAAAGAGCAACUCCUAAAUUAGUUCUUCAAUUGAUGAACGUAAGAGGACUAAGCAUUGCUCAUGUAAAAAGCCAUUUGCAGAUGUAUCGAAGUAAAAAAUUGGAUGAGUCUGGGCAAGUUUUAUCUGAAAUGUUCUACCAAAGAAACAGUCCUUAUCGACACUUCAAAAUGGACAACCGAAGCAUUCUCCUGGCCCGGAAAGCCCAUGAUUCUAAUCCUCUUCAGUGUCUCUUCAAAGAUUCCUUCUCACAACGGUCAUACAGUUUUAAAGCCAACCCCUCGAGUUGCCCUUCUGAUAGACAUGAAGACUGGGCUUUCAAUCGGCAGAGCUCGAUGAGGCCAGUUUCAUUAUCAAGCAAAGAUCAAGGUCAAGGACUAUCCCAGCCAUCGGUUUCGUAUCUAUCAAGUACAAGGGGUGUAUUCACAGGAAAUGGGCUCAUUAGGCACAGCCAAUUUCACGAAGAGAAGAGGUGGCCUCCACGUGGAAUGAUAAAUAUCAACCAAAGAAUAAAGGAUAGAACUAUUCCUGCAAAUGUUGGUUGGGUUGGGACUAGCUCCCAACCUCCACCCGGCCAAAUUCAUUCUGGGCCCAUUUGUUUUGAUGUGGCCCACACCCUGCACCCUCCAGGAUGGAUUGCCAGCAGUACUGCUACCAACAAACAAUAUCGUUCCUGCAGCAUUCCUGAUCCCUUAGUAAUCUCUGGAAGCUUCCAAACAGAACUUGGUGGGACCCCAUUUAGGCUUGAGUUACAAAAUCAACCCAAGCAAAUAACUGAAAAGGAACAAGAGAUGGAAGAGAAUACAAAUUCAAAGAUGAAAGAGAAAGAAGGGCAGCCCAAUUUGCAGCUGAGUUUGAGCCACAACUUAACAUUUGAAAGAGAGAAGGGUUGUGAAAAAGCAAAAGAAAUCAGUACAAUGCUUUCUCUUUCUUUGUUCCCAUCAUCAUCAUCAUCAUCAUCAUCAUCAUCAUCAUCCAGGCAACAAAUGCAUCCCAGUGAAAAGCACAUAGAGAUUGCCCAAACCAAAACUUGGUGCUUACAAACAAAUUGCAGCAAGGCCGCAUUGGGGCUGAGUACUUAGGAUCUGACCAUGUCGAUAAGCAUAGGAGUGAGAUCUUGUAAGUACUUGUCUUAGAGGCCAUAAGAACAACAAUAUUGUCUGCUGUUUACAAUAAUGGUGUAUUGCCUUGUUAUUAUUAAUUGUUCCU